UCCUCCCCUUCCUCCGCCCCGGCUCCUCCCCUUCCUCCGCCCCGGCUCCGCCCCGGCUCCUCCUCUUCCUCCCCUUCCUCCGCCCCGGCUCUGCCCCGGCUCCUCCUCUUCCUCCCCUUCCUCCGCCCCGGCUCCGCCCCGGUUCCUCCAGGGCUCUGCUCCGGCUCUUCUCGGCUCCUCCCCUCUCUCCCCCCCUGCGGCCGCUCCGCGCACGCCAUGCCGCUGGACCACCGCCGCCUCCGCGGCCCGGAGGAGUCGCAGCCGCCGGAGCUGUGGGCGGGGGUGGCGGAGCAGGAGCAGGAGGACGGCGCCGCCCCGCGGGACCCCUACGCGCUCCGGCCGCUGUUCGCCCGGGCCGGGCUGCUGAGCCAGGCCGAGGGCUCGGCCUACGUGGAGCUGGGCGGCGGCACCAAGGUGCUGUGCGCCGCCUGGGGCCCGCGGGAGGCGGCCGAGCCCGGGGCGCCGGCGGAGGGGGGGCGGCUGCAGUGCGAGUUCCGCCGCGCCCCGUUCGCGGCCCGCGGGGCGCGCUGCAGGCCCGGCUCGGCGGCGGAGCGGGAGGCGGAGCGGGAGGCGGCGGCGGCGCUGCGGGAGGCGCUGGAGCCGGCGGUGCGGCUGGCCAGGUACCCGCGGGCCCGGCUGGCCGUCAGCGCCCUGCUGCUGCAGGACGGGGGCUCGGCGCUGGCCGCCGCCAUCAGCGGCGCGGCGCUGGCGCUGGCGGACGCGGGCGUGGAGAUGUACGACGUGGCCGUGGGCUGCGCCCUGUGCCGCGCCCCGGGGCCCGCCGGCGCCUGGCUGCUGCAGCCCAGCGAGGCCGAGGAGCGGCGAGCCGCGGGCCGCCUGACGCUGGCGCUGCUGCCCGCCCUCAACCAGGUGUCGGCCGUGCUGGGCAGCGGCCAGGGCAGCCCGCCCGACGCCUGGGCACAGGCGCUGCGCCUCGGCCUCGACGGCUGCCACCGCCUCUACCCCGUGCUGCGGCAGAGCCUGCUGCGGGCUGCGCGCCGCCGGGCCGCCGCCUCCACCGCCUCCACCACCGCCUCCACCGCCUCCACCACCGCCUCCACCGCCACCGCCUGAGCGCGCCCGGGCUGCCUCGGCUCACACACACCGGGCAGGCUGCUCUCGGGGCACGCCGGGGCCAGCCUGAUCCACGCUGCCUGCUCCCAGAGACCUCCAGAGCCAGCCUGACCCACACCUUGUGCUCCCAGAGGCCUCCAGAGCCAGCCUGACCCACACCUUGUGCUCCCAGAGACCUCCAGAGCCAGCCUGAUCCACACUGCCUGUUCCCAGAGGCCUCCAGAGCCAGCCUGAUCCACACUGCCUGCUCCCAGAGGCCUCCAGAGCCAGCCUGAUCCAUGCUGCCUGCUCCCAGAGGCCUCCAGAGCCAGCCUGAUCCAUGCUGCCUGCUCCCAGAGACCUCCAGAGCCAGCCUGACCCACACCUUGUGCUCCCAGAGGCCUCCAGAGUCCUCCAGAGCCAGCCUGAUCCACGCUGUCUGCUCCCAGAGACCUCCAGAGCCAGCCUGACCCACACCUUGUGCUCCCAGAGACCUCCAGAGCCAGCCUGACCCACACUGUCUGCUCCCAGAGGCCUCCAGAGCCAGCCUGACCCACACUGUCUGCUCCCAGAGGCCUCCAGAGCCAGCCUGACCCACACUGUCUGCUCCCAGAGGCCUCCAGAGCCAGCCUGACCCACACCUUGUGCUCCCAGAGACCUCCAGAGCCAGCCUGACCCACACUGCCUGCUCCCAGAGACCUCCAGAGCCAGCCUGAUCCACACUGUCUGCUCCCAGAGACCUCCAGAGCCAGCCUGACCCACACUGCCUGCUCCCAGAGACCUCCAGAGCCAGCCUGAUCCACGCUGUCUGCUCCCAGAGACCUCCAGAGCCAGCCUGAUCCACACUGUCUGCUCCCAGAGACCUCCAGAGCCAGCCUGACCCACACUGCCUGCUCCCAGAGGCCUCCACCCCCAGCCUGACCCACACUGUGUGCUCCUGGAGCCUCCCCCGGAGCUGCCAGCAGAGCUUUCCCCAGGCUGCUUGCCCUCCGCCGCAGCUGCCCCCACAGCUGCCCCUGUGCUGCCCGAGCGUGCUGGAGCCCACGCGGGAGCCUCUGCUGCAGAAGACCUCUGGAGUGUCCCCCCCAGGACUGGUGGAGGCUCAGACUCCCCCGAGAACAGCCUCCAUGCUGCCUCAGCCACCAGGGACUCUUUGUGGGACCCCACCCUGGUGUGGCCCCAGCACGGGGGUUGGGACCUUCACGCUGAGAUGCCCCCCGUGCCCACCCUGCUGGCAGGGAGCAGGUGAUGGCACAAGCUGUGGGUGGCUGGGCCCCGGUGCUCUGCAGGGCUGAGGCUGGCAGAGGAGGUGCUGCUGGGUUUUGCUAAUAAAGGUUUGCCAAAGGGCCCUCCUGAGGGCAGGGCUCCGCUGGGGCUGCUGCCAGCGUCCCUGGCAGGCUGCGCUCAGAGGCUGCUGCUGGGCACUGAGGGCAGGGAA
Molecule: messenger RNA, 2491 nt
Organism: Pogoniulus pusillus (Red-fronted tinkerbird)
Lineage: Eukaryota; Metazoa; Chordata; Aves; Piciformes; Lybiidae
Gene: EXOSC6
Product: exosome component 6
Exons: 1
Coding region: 217-1074 (285 amino acids)
Biological process (GO): nuclear mRNA surveillance; poly(A)-dependent snoRNA 3'-end processing; rRNA catabolic process
Cellular component (GO): cytoplasmic exosome (RNase complex); nuclear exosome (RNase complex); nucleolus
Source: RefSeq, a predicted model, not a curated record